GACUGGAUGACUAAAAUGAACUUUUUCGAAUUCAUUUUCGAUUUUCUUGUGAAAAACAGCGACAAAACCGAAGGCGACGCUGCUCAAUUGAUAAUCGAAGUGAAAACGGUCAUUGACUGUCUGACGCCGCUGAAGCUGACGUUAGAAACCAUGUCCAUGGAACAGAUCACGAUGGCCUCCUUGAUACGACCAUUGACUUCUCAGCUCUUACACCUGCAUUUUACACUGAAUGACGGUGCAACGGACUUGGAGAAUGAGUUCAAUGCAAUCAUCCACAAAGAGCUGAAAAACACACAAUCCCCGGCGUCCAGUUUCCUGAUGCAAUCAUCGUUUCUGGAUCCCCGUUUUCAGAGUUUACAAAGUGCGGAAGACGUGGCUACGAUUAAAUGUGCACUGAAGAAAUUGAACGAUGCCGAUCCCGAUGUUCGGGAUCCGUUGUUCAUCAAAAAGGAAAAAUCAGUCGCAGUGUCCUCACCAGUCAACAAACAAAAGUCAGUUGGACUCAAGUUUUUCUUCAGCAACAAGGAACAGAAGGCGACACCCAACAAUGCAUAGAUCGAUUUGACAUGGAGUUCAACAGCUACAAUGCAAACGCCGAUGGAAACCUGGACCAACUGGUGCAGUUGUGGUGGAAGGAGUCGGCGUUACUGUAUCCGAUCCGAAUCUAAAGAAAAUCGCGAAUCGUUUCAACUGCGUCCUGCUUAGCGUCCAAAAAUGCGAACCAAUUUUACAGAAGCAAAUUGCCUACUUCGAAAAACGAGCCAUGUGCAGCGGUAAUUCAGUUGACUGUCUGUUAUGGCUGCAUCAAAACCGAAUGAAUUAUUAAAUUGAGAUAUUU
Messenger RNA from Bradysia coprophila, 838 nucleotides. RefSeq lists its product as uncharacterized. The record is from RefSeq and is a predicted model, not a curated record. NCBI's taxonomy places the organism in Eukaryota, Metazoa, Arthropoda, Insecta, Diptera, Sciaridae.